Molecule: messenger RNA, 657 nt
Organism: Lindgomyces ingoldianus
Lineage: Eukaryota; Fungi; Ascomycota; Dothideomycetes; Pleosporales; Lindgomycetaceae
Exons: 2
Coding region: 1-657 (218 amino acids)
Source: RefSeq, a predicted model, not a curated record
AUGAAAUUUAAGCUUCUCCUCGAUAGCGCCGCCAACUUAAUGCCCCAGAGUUACGAAAAGCAGACCUGCCUUCAAAUCGCUAUUCGAAAUGUCCAUUUCCCAAAAAAGCUUGUAAAAGAUAUGGAAGCCAUCGUUCUGUUGAUUCAAUAUGGGGUAGAUAUUUUUGCUACGGACGAUCCCGGCCGUUCAAUCUUCGACGAUGCCUACGAAUGUGAUCAUAAUGAUUACUUAGGGCUUGUAGUAGGCACCAAAGUGAUCUCUGGACAUUGUGCUAUCACAAUGCGGUUUCAAAAAUUUUAUUUAAAAGAAGAUGAGGAUAUCAAUAUUAAAGAGCUUUUCAAGCCUCGAAUAGAGGGAGAGGACAAAGAGGACAAAGGAGAUUUCUCUGCGUCUGAAACAGAGGAAGGUGAACAAGGAGACGAAGAAGAGGUAUCGUCGUCCAGGGUAGGAGAACCUGACGAAGAGUAUGGAAGAGAGAUGCCUAAGUCAGAAAGUGAAGAAGUAUGUCUCACCAACUCUGAACAGAACUUGUCUGACCAUGCUGGUGGACAUCCAGAAGGGUUGUUGGUUUCAAUUGAGAAAGCGCGGAGACGUCUGGGAUAUGAGCCUCUUUGCAGCACUGAUGAGGGGAUUUGGAGGACGAUAGAGUGGUUCUGA